AACCCAAAUAAGCUAAGGAGAGCUCCAAAUUACCCAAAUCAGCCAAAUCAAAAAUCCAUACCUGAAUCCACCAGGACGAAUUAUUAUAUAAUUCGAAUCAAUAAGAUUCGAAUUAUACUCUCAAGUAAUUCGAAUUGAUAUAACUCGAAUUAUAUGCAUGCAACAAAUAAAAGUAAUUCGAAUUGAUAUGAAUCGAAUUAUACACAUGCAAAAAUAUGAAGUAAUUCGAAACAAGUCGUUUCGAAUUAUACUUACCUAAUUCGAAUUUUGUUAAUUCGAAUUACUAGGAGAAGUGCACUUUAGAGAAGUUCGAAUCUAGUUGAUUCGAAUUAGGUGAAAAUUGAUUUGCAUAGUAAUUCGAAUUUAGUUGAUUCGAAUUACAAGGGUUUCGGCUAUAAAAGGAGUUCGAACCAAGUUCAUUCGAAUCACUUUCUCAUUCUCCAACCCCACCAAAUCCCAGAGAAAAAGACCAACGUUCAGUACGAGUAAGACCAGAGCGGCUUUUUUUGUCGAUGGGGGACGAUCCGGGAAGGCUUUAUCGUUUGGAUGGAGUUGCUCAUAUCGCCGGUGUGAUCAACGACGAGCCUCGUCGUUGCAUAUCCAGCGUUAGGCGGCAGCAGGGGAUGCGUCUUGAUGAGAGGUACGUUCCGUACUUGCAGAUGGCCGGAUUGUACCAUCUUGCGAGACUGAACGACAGAUGGUUCCAACUAGACGAGCCCCUAGUCAGCGCAUUUGUCGAGAGGUGGCGGCCUGAGACGCACACCUUCCACAUACCGUUCGGAGAGUGCACCAUCACGCUUCAGGACGUCGCAUACCAGCUGGGGUUGCCAGUCGACGGAGAUUACGUUAGUGGUUGCCUGACAGACUUCCACCUUUACAUUGAGGGUGGGAGACCUGCUUGGCAGUGGUUCCAUGAGUUGCUCGGUGUUUUACCUCCCGAGAACCAGGUGCAGAAAUUCGCAGUCAACUGCACCUGGUUUCAGGAGACAUUUGCAGAGUGUCCAGACGGGGCUGAUGAGGAGACAGUUAGGCGCUUUGCCCGGGCCUAUAUCAUGAUGUUAUUGGGCACGCAGCUGUUUGCCGACAAGUCCGGCAAUCGUAUACACAUCAAAUGGCUACCUUAUGUUGCUCGGCUUGAGGAGAUGGGUCGCUACAGUUGGGGGUCGGCCGCACUAGCAUGGUUGUACAGGUGCAUGUGCCGAGUCGCCAACAGACAUGUGGUGAAGUUAGCUGGCCCUUUACAGUUACUACAGUCUUGGAUCUUCUGGAGGUUUCCCACUCUUAGACCAUCUGGGUAUGAUGAGAUUAGCUGGCCACUUGCCUCGAGAUGGUCUGGUUACAAUCCUGGGAUUAGCAACAAGGGACCUCGGGUACAGAUGGCUCGCCUGAAGAUCGACUUGUUACAGCCUCGGCAGUUCAUAUGGAUGCCCUAUAGCGCACUCGACGUCAUCCAGGUUGUCCAUCCGGAGGUCUUGGAGCCUCGGCAUACGAUGUUAUGGCGGUGCAGGACGUCCCUGAUUUAUUUUGCGGUUGUCGAGUGGCAUCAGGUUGAUAGAGUUUUACCUCAGUUUGGCGGCGUUCAGCCCACACCGUCUCCCGCUGUGAACAUCGACUUCUUGAUGUCGAAGGACGGGAGAGGAGGUGACCGUUGGUUCCCGGUACAGUACGCUGAUUGGCAUCUUCACUGGCAGGAGCGUGCGGAGCACGUUCUACAGUUUGACAUCGUGCCCGACCCGGUCCGUCACAUGAUUUCUUGA
Molecule: messenger RNA, 1757 nt
Organism: Arachis ipaensis
Lineage: Eukaryota; Viridiplantae; Streptophyta; Magnoliopsida; Fabales; Fabaceae
Source: RefSeq, a predicted model, not a curated record